Astyanax mexicanus (Mexican tetra) is the source of this 7767-nucleotide messenger RNA. It is a transcript of the gene srrm3, whose product is annotated as serine/arginine repetitive matrix 3. The record is from RefSeq and is a predicted model, not a curated record. Gene Ontology annotation, molecular function: mRNA binding. The transcript has 14 exons. Lineage: Eukaryota; Metazoa; Chordata; Actinopteri; Characiformes; Acestrorhamphidae. Bases 154 to 2034 code for a protein of 626 amino acids.
CCGCUGUCCAGCACUUCAGCACUUCAGCGCGAGCGGCGGCGGCGGAGACAGCGCGAGCACUGCGGACGGUCCGGCCGGAGCCCCGCGGCAGCGCGAGCGAAACAACGACGACACGGGAACGCGCACCUCGACCGCGAGCAGACUGCUGUGGCCAUGUACGACGGGGCGAGGGUUCCCUCCCCUGGGGAAGGCGCUAAUGGGGUCCCCCUGCAGCCUGCAGCUCGCCCCACGGCUGAAGAAGAGCCCGAGGAAGAGGAGGCUGUGCAGCAGCCGGAGCCUGUGCUGGUGAAGAAGGCUCACCGGGAGAUCCUGGACCAUGAGAGGAAGAGACGGGUGGAGCUGAAGUGCAUGGAGCUGCAGGAGAUGAUGGAGGAGCAGGGGUAUUCAGAGGAGGAGAUCAGACAGAAAGUGGGGACGUUCCGACAGAUGCUGAUGGAGAAAGAGGGAGUCAUAACCAGAGAGGGAUCCCACCCGAGACCACCGGUCACCGUUCUGCCCCACGGCGAUGGAGAGGACGCUGAGGGUCACCCGUUCACCGCCGGCUAUGAGGAAGGAUACAAAUGGCAUUCAGAUUACUACGACCAAGAUGCUCUCGCAAAAGAUGAGUACAGAGAUAAGAGGAAGUCCAGCAGCUCACUCUCUCCUCCGCCAAAGAAAAGAAAGAAGAAGAAGGGCAGAAGACACAGUCGAGUUGACAGCUCCUCCCCCACUCGGCGAGGGAAGAGGAAGAAGAGCAGCAAAAAGCACAAGAGAGACAGGUCGGCAUCUGGCUCCAGGAGAAAGAGGAGACACAGGUCAGGAUCUCCAAAGAACAAACACAAAGACAAGAGCAAACUGAGAAAGAAGUCUCCAGUAGAGAGUGCCAGCAGGAGGCCUCAGCACAGAGGAAGCUGCUGCAGCUCUCGUAGUGCCUCCGCCUCCUCCAUCGCCAGCAUCUCCAAAUCCCCCAGCAGGUCGAAUCAGAAGCACAAGACGGAUGAACACAAGCCCUGCGGGAGGUCCAGCCACAGUCCGUCCCCUUCCCUCGGCCAGGAGCACGCCACCUACCGGCAGAACGGCCACCACAGCAGCAGCCGAGUGAGGAACGGCAAAGACUCCGGACCCAACCACCUGGAGGGAGAGAGAGUGAACGAUAGGUUACGCUCAGUGGCUUCAUCCUCCCCGAGUGAAGCACAGAGGCAGACGUCGCCUAACGUAAGGGAGGUAAAGAGCCACGGCGGGGGACCGCCUGUCGCAGAGGCGGGGAAAGGGGAGGAGAGGCAACAGCGGGGGGCCAAGCACCCCUCCGAGCCGCCGGGCAGGCGAGGCGGCCGGCCGCGGGCUCAGGAGAAGAGCGGCCACUCUCCGGCUCACAGCAGUGACUCUCAGCUCGACCUCCAACCCAAAGCUAAGAGCGCACAUCAGAAAAAAGCGAAAGGGUCUCAUUCGUCAAAGAAGCACCACCGUGGACGGGGUCCCAACCGCCACCGGAGCACAUCGGCUUCACCAGGACGCCACAGACACGCCUCCGGCCGCAAGAAGAGCAAAACCCAAGGCAGUGUGAGGCAGCGCAGCAGAUCGUGGAGCAGCGGGCGCUCUUCUUCACGCUCCAACUCCAGAGAACACGCUGCCAGCAAGACCAAAUCCCCACACCCACGACAGAACAACUCCAGGGAAAGGGACAGUCCUCAUUACUCUGAUGCUGAGAGAGCUCGCCGGCGUUCCCGCAGUUACUCUCCCAUUCGCAAGAGGAGGAGAGACUCACCAAGCUUCAUGGAGGCUCGCAGAAUCACCAGUGCACGCAAGCGUCCAAUCCCAUACUACAGGCCCAGCCCCUCCUCUUCCAGCUCAGCCAGCAGCUACAGCAGCUCCAGCCGCAGCCGCUCCUACGACAGCUACAGCAGCUACAGCAGGAGCCGGAGCAGGAGCCGCAGCAGGAGCAGGAGCCGGAGCAAAAGCAGCAGGAGCCGGAGCCGCAGCCGGAGCUUCACCCGCAGCCCCAGCCAAGCCCACAGCUACUACAGCCACAGCAGCUACGAGAGCCCCGGCUUCUGAGAGGAGCGCAGAGACAGCGGACCAGUAACAAAAGAGAGUAAAUAGAAGGAAUGGAAAGAAAGAAAGAAAGAAAGAAAGAAAGAAAGAAAGAGAGGAUGAAUGAAAGUCAAGAAGCAGUCGUGAACAAGUAAUCCAAAUAAGACUAAUACGAAUAUUCCCCUCAGCUCUGUGUUAAACGAAAAGCAAAGAGACGGUUUUAUGAGAGCGAAUCAGGGGGCAUUUUGUUAAAAAAGAAAAAACGAAAAUCUGACGUCUGCAGUUACAUUUUCUUAUAAAACCGCCUACUACAACUAUCCACGCUAUCACACCCUCACCAGAAACAUUGAUAUCUUCUGCAAAUAUCGAUGCAGUAUCAAUGCAGCAACAUCACAAACACAGACGGCACCACGGACGCCAAAAAGCCAAGAGAACAAAAUGAAGAAAAGCACUUUCCAGUCUGAGAAAGCCUCUUCCAAGUUGCAAAGAUAACCAAAAAAGGGUCAGCAGAAGCAGGGAUGGAUUUAUAAAGCAUGGGUACAGACCUCUACAGGGCCUCCUACACCACUAUAGUCUUUGUACACCCAAUAUAAAGAUGCUUUAGAGGGUUUUGGUAAUUUUUGGUAUGUAGCACACUACACGGCCAUUCAGUUAGAUAAAGAGCCUUAAUGUGGUGUUAACAUGCGUUUUUGGUGAUUGGAUCAUGACUGGAUUUUACUCGUACAGUGUGAACUUAUACUACUUUGGUAGAUGUACAUCCAGAUUAUAUCCAUAAACCUGGAUCCGAAUACACAAUACGCAUGCUAAUGCCAGUGUAACCAUUCUAGGCCCUAACCAUUCAUUUAACAUCCAUCGAGAACAAAAAAACGAAAAGGUUCAGAUUGUGAGAAACAGCUUAAGAUCUAUUUAAAAGGUUCUUCAUAAACAUAUACAGUACCUAUAACUACAUUUGGCCUCAUUCACCAAAAUGUUCUUAAAUGAGAAAAGUAGUACUGGAAAGUCUAAGCCAGAGGUUCAUGAUGGGGGUUUCAAACUACAUAAUUGUUACAGCUCUGCUCUUACAAAAGUAGAUCCCGUUGUUGUCACGAACUCAGCAAAUGGUGAAUAAGAAAACCCUGGGGACGUUCAAUAUCUUGGUAAAGUAGGUUUUCUAAGAAUAGGUCUCUUCUUAAGAAUAGUUGAACCAGUUGUCACACCUUUAUUUAUAAAAGUGCACUGUUGCACCUAUUAAUUGUCACUAUUAAUUGUCACUGCAACACCACAGCAUGUCAUUAGAGCCAGUUCAGCUGUCCACAGUAAGGCUAGAAAUGUACGUGUAACACAUGUACACAAAUAUUUUUAUUUAUAAUAUACCGUUUUUUCAGACUAUAAAGUUUAAAAUCCUUUAAUUUUCCCAAAAAUUAACAGUGUGCCUUACAGUACAACAUUAUAAGCAUUAUCCAUUAGCAUUAGCCGCUAACCGCAGCGCUAGCAGCUCUUUCGCUGUUUAGAGGCGAGUAUAUUGGACUGUAGUCUGUGUGUUUGGGAUGUUUCAACAAGCUACGUGAGACAAACCGCUAGCUACCAGAACACUCAGGGUUCAUCAGGGUUUAUGUCCCGCUAGUGCUGUGGUUAGCAGCUAAUGCUAAUGCUGCUGCACCCAGCCUUAGUGCUGGAAAAACUUCACUGAAUACUCACCUUUAGGCAAAAUAUUGAAAAUCUAAGCUUAAUAUAAACAAACUGAAGCGCUUUACUCACCCAAAUAAACAGUUUUCAGGAGAGAAAUCUGUGUAGAUUAACAUCCGGUGCACCUUAUGUAUGAAAAAUAUGGUAAUUCAAAUAAUUGCACCCUAAGUGUUCAGAGUACAGAGCAGAAGACAGAAAAGUACUGUCAGCACAGUUACUGGCUUUGGUGUUGGGAAUAACUUCACAAAACUUAACACAGUAACAGAAUUGCUUUUACUUAGCAGAUCCGUUCACUUACAGUACCUUUGUUGAGUUUAUUUUUGGCUUAAAUCUUCAUUCAGAACACUGAGGGCCUGUUGAUUUUGUAAUUAUCUCUUGUGAUGUGGCUUUCACAUGUUGAAUCUUCUCAAAAGUUCUCAAAAAAAGACUAAAAAACACCUACAUCCAAACUAGUAGGCUAAGUUUGACAACUGAUGUAAUUUUUUUCUGUAUUGUAACGUUAAAUUCAAAGCUUCUGGCCAACAUGAAUAAAAAUGGAUAAAAAUCCAUUCUAGUCAGGGCUCCUUAUAGAGGUUCGUCCCCAGUCGGCCCAGUGUGAGAUCCGUCCCUGAGUACAGUACGUAACAGAAAGGCAAGUGAUACCAGGAGAAGGAAGAAGGACCAUCAGAGCUCCAGCAGAUAUGAAUGUAAAGAGCUAGAGGAGAAGAGAAGAGAAGGCCGUUUGCUGGACGUUUGCGUGGACACUCAAACAGCUUCAAAACUGUCGAACAAACAAAAUCGAGAACAAACGAUGAUUCUGUUCACUUUAACUCCUGUUUUGUUAGUGGAAAAGAGAACUGUGUGCUUUUUCUAAACCAUGUAUUAUAUAACUGUAACGCACGCCGCCACGGUGCUGCCGUGCGAAGGUCUGAAACUGCAAGCUCUGGCUGUAAACUAUGCACUGUAUAUCCCUCACUAUAACUGCGUUAGGCUUUGUAUGUUGGGAACGUUGCUAAACGUUAGCAUGACGCUAAAGCGUAAGCCGAGGAGAGGUCGCAAACGCGAGUGUAAAUUUCUCUUCUACUCCUCCUAUAUCUUCGGGUCUUGUUACCAGUUCCAUAUCGGAUGCACCUGUACGUAGAGAACCUUUUAGGACUGCAUUAUUUGGGUCGACCCGUUCGUCACUGUUCCCCCGCCGUCCUCCGGCUGCGGGGGUCAGUGCACACGCGGUCAUAUCGCUACGUAGAGCUUCGAAUCAUUUAGUUUUAGUGAUUUAGAGUUCGUUUCUGUACAGUUGUUAUAACCUUCGCUGUUUUUUGGUACCUACCGCCCCCACCGACCCUGAAACCAGGCUGCAAAAAUACACCCGCACACGUCUUUUUUGGACCUUAUUUAUUAUUAUUUGUUAACUAUGUAACUUAUUUAUUUGCUUAAUUUAUAAUUGAUUGAUUGUGUUAUUUAUUUCCUAUUUAUUAUUUAUUGUGUAUUUAUUCUCUGUGUAUUUAUUUCUCACUUUUAAAGGAGUUUUAAAGAAUGCAUCCCACGAUUACCAUGCUCAAAAAUUUUGGAAAUUAAGGAAAAAAUAUAUAUACAUUUUACUCCCUAAUGCAUCAAAUCAUCCCUGUCAUGCAAAAGUCUUGUAUCUCCAUUGUUGACCUCAUUUUUGACCUCAUAUUUGACAUAAGUUGAAUGUGCACGUUGUUUUUUACACAUUCACACUUUUUCCAAGAAUUCCAAGAAUUUUAAGAUGCAUAGACUAAUAGAAAUGCUCCAAAUUGACGAAAAGGUGGCCUGCCACAAUAAUUAUAUUAUUAUACAAUAUACUGUAUAGACACUGACUUCAAUAUAUUUGCAGUUAUGAGGAGUGAUAUGGUGAUAAGUGAGAAGAUCAAAUAACCAUAAAUGAGUUGGUGUCACUUUAAUUGUUGAUUUUGUUUAAAAUCAUUGGUUUAUUUGAUAUUAUGUUUUAUUUAAGUAUGAUAUUUAGAAAUUGUAAUAAUCCAGUGUCAAUAUUAAAUAAAAAACUCAAUAAUUAAGCAUUAACUGCUCUUUUAAAAUGUAAAAAUCCAUUAUAAAGCUAUUAUUGACAAAAACUGACAAAAUGGUUAAUCGUAUGAAAAAGUCAUGACAGGCCUGUCUAAAAUAAUAAUAAUAAAAAAAAAGUUAACAAGUUUUUCCCUUCUUUCUGUAAAGUUGCCAUUUUGGAGAUACAGAGUACAAGAUUCUUGCAUAAUAGUGAUGAUAUGGAGUCCACUAAGACACGCUACAGAAUCUUCAGAUCUGAGCUUUAUUGUGAUGAGAUUUUUUCUUGAUCUUAUCUCUAAGAUUAUCAGAACGUGUAGAACUCAGCUGGUCUUGAGUUUGAUGUUUUUCACACUGGUUCAAAAGGGCAGGACUCUAAUUUGCUCUGUAGGAUUUCUCAAAUGAUUAUUCACAUAUAUGCUCUCGUUCUUCCCUGAGAAAAUGCCUAGAGCGAGUCACAGGAGUCUCCAGCUGUGUUCCAAGGCCUUGACUUGUAAAGACAUUGAGUUAUUUGUAUUUAUAGUAAAUAUAGAGGGUAUUAUUGUGGAAAUAAGCUCCUUUAGUCAGACUGAGUGGCAAAACAUUCUUCUUGGGUUUACCUGCUUCGAAUUCAACUGUUCUGCAAUUGGGUUCAACAACCCUCUGGGCUGGAGAGCUACUAGUCUGUAGCACUCCAUCCCAUUACACUUCAUUUUACAAAACAGAUUUUUUUUUGUGGACCGCCACAUAAUGGCUUGGAAACUAUCUGACCUUUGACCAAACUUAAUUGCCGACCCCUGCACUAAAAUAAGAGAUUAUAUGCUCAAAUUAAAGGCAGUUGGGUUUGAUAAUGAUCCAUUGAAAUGACCAAAGAACCAAUAGUCAGUGGACAUCAAUAUGUGGCCAGAUCCGGUUUUCUGAUCAUUUUUAUUUAACUGAUUUCAACACCAAGGAUGGACACCAAGCAAAGCUUUAUUUCAGUUGGAUUUGAGUUAGUUCUAUGAAUUGCAGCACUCUAUAAAGCUUUGAGCACUCUGUAAAAACAGAACUGUUUGAGGUCUUUCCCAUUUUGUGUUCUAACACUGCCACUCAGUCUGUCUUUUUGCCACUUAUUGGGCGUGACCACAUUGACUCCCACCAACUGUAACAUCACAUGCAUGCCCUCUCUAUUUAUUUUUAAUUUCCAGAAGAACAAAAUUAUGAAAACACAAGAGUCACAGUGCUUUGAUUGGUCCAUGGGUCUAAAGCCCUGCCACUAUGAUCAGGAGAUUGCUGGAGGGACAGCUGCCGGAGCCCUGAGAGAGCACAAUUUGCCUUACUCUCUCUGGAUGGGAACAGUAGAUGGCGCUCUUUCUCCUUAUCACUCCUAGGGUGAUGCAGAUCAGCACAAGGCUGCGUCUGUGAGCUGAUGUAUCAGAACCGAGUCACUGCGCUUUCCUCCGAGCGCGGUGUGAUGCUACUUGUCAAUGCAGCAUCAGCAGCAGUUAAAAAAAAACAGGUGGUGGCUGACGUCCCAUGUAUCGGAGGAGGCAUGCGCUAGUCUUCACUCUUCUUGUGUUGUGGUGCAUCACUAGUGAUGAUGGGACAAUUUGCCAAACUAAAUUAGGAUAAAAUAGUAGAAAUUUUGAAAUAAUUAAAGAAAAAAAAGGCUACAUUUUCUCUCACAAUUUUCACGAUGCAAUUUUAAAAGGCUGGACCUGUCUGGUUACAUCACCACAGUCCUACUGAGGACCCGCUCUACCACAGCUGCAGUCAAGGCUUUGGAAAGCAGCGAUUAUUCCACAGGACAGUAAUAAUUAGUAAAUACUCGUAAUGCCUAAUACUCCUGUGACAGUAAACUCCCUAAACAGUAUAUUGCUUUUACUGGGCUUGUCAGAUGAGCAGAUGAUGCAAUCAGGGAACUCCCUCAGUCUUCCUCCGCCUCCACAAACACCGCCCACCUCUCUCACACACUGUUCACUCCGUCAUCCUCCAUGUGAUUCAAUAACCAGUUCAGUAAAGAAACGAUAUAGCGCUUAUCAUGGGAUUGUAUAAAAGUCAGUAGAUGUAGUGUACUAGUUAUUAUUAUUAAUAUAAUACAAGAAAAUAAAGUCUAUACCAACAGAAACCAAA